AUGUAUAUCGACCUCUCCAAUCUCGACAGACGGGCAGCACCCCCUCCCGAGGAUCCAGAUGACUGGAGUCUCUACUUCUACGACCCGUCCCUCGCCGCGGCCGUAGUCUUCGCCGCAAUUUAUCUUGGUACCUUCUUCUACCACCUCUACAUCUCCUACCAUGCCUAUCGAAAUGACAAAUACUUCCGCUUCAGCUACUCUGUUCCCCUCCUCAUCGCCGCCCUGGCCGAAGUCAAUGGCUACGGCCAACGUGCCGGAUCCACGCAAGCGCACCAGGAUAUCGGCCUCUUCUCAACCUCGCAGACGAUGAUUGUGCUUGCUCCGGUGUUCGUCUGUGCUUCGCUAUACAUCCUGCUCAGCCGCAUCAUCCGCGCCGUCCAGCCCGAAGGGAUCGACGAGAAGGAAAUCCGGGUUCUAAACGGCUGGAUCAAAGUGAUUUGGCUACCCAAGAUCUUCGUCACCCUAGAUAUCCUCUCUAUGCUGACGCAAGGCGGUGGAAGUGGAAUUUCGGCUUCGGGUGAAUGGGAGGGCACAUUGCUGGAUAUCGGGAUUGGUGUCCUCAUCGGUGGAUUGGCGCUGCAGCUCGCGACGUUUACCGUCUUCCUUAUUGUCGUGAUUAAGUUCCAUGUCACCUCGAGCCGCCGUGGACCAAAGCUGGAAGACGGCAUGGUAAAAGUCAUACGUGGUAUCUACAUCGCGGGAUUUUUCAUCAUGGUCCGAUCCAUCUUCCGCCUCAUCGAAUUCGCGUGGGGCACCGAGUCCUACAUCAUGACAAAUGAAUGGCCCAUCUACGUCCUCGAAGCUGUCCCCAUGUUCAUCGCCUUCAUGGUCCUGGGUUGGUACCACCCAUCCCGAUGGUUGCCAGCGAAUCUUGCCGGGGAGUCGAAGGGACGUGCAUGGUUGUACAACCACCGGACGCGGAAUCUGCCAGAAGACGUGAGGAUGAGGGAGAGGUCCAGGUCCCGGCGCAGGGAGAGAAAGCGUCAUCAGAAUCUACCCAGUGUGUAG
Molecule: messenger RNA, 1008 nt
Organism: Aspergillus calidoustus
Lineage: Eukaryota; Fungi; Ascomycota; Eurotiomycetes; Eurotiales; Aspergillaceae
Source: the annotation of a GenBank genome assembly